CUUACCUCUUGCCGGCUCGAGGCUGCUCGUCAGUGACUCAGUGAUAACAGGAGGAGUAAAGAUGGCGGACAGCAGCGGCACAGACCCCGUGAACAACAACAAUAACAAAAAUAUCGCCUUGGAAGGGAAUAUUAUCAGGGUCACGGUCAAAACCCCGAAGGACAAAGAGGAAAUUGCGAUCGUGGAGGAUGCCUCGGUUACACAGUUUAAGGAGGAGAUCUCCCGGCGGUUCAAAGCCAAGCAGGACCAGCUGGUUCUGAUCUUUGCUGGGAAGAUCCUGAAGGACGGAGACACUCUGAACCAGCAUGGCAUCAAGGAUGGCCUGACUGUGCACCUUGUCAUCAAGACCGCGCACAAGGCACCAGAUGGCGCUAGCUCCCAGCCCUCCGCCUCCUCCAGCUCCAGCACGCCGCAGGUGAGCAGCAGCAGCAGCAGCGCCAGCCCGGGCAGCCCGAGCCCCGCCGUCAGCUCCUCGCCCGCCGGCUCCUCCAGCAGCGCUCCCACUUCGGCCCCCACGCCGCCCGCCAGCCUCCUCACGGGGUUCGGGGACCUGGCCGGCCUGGGGGGCCUGGGCAUGGGCUCGGCCAACUUCAUGGAGCUGCAGCAGCAGAUGCAGCGGCAGCUGAUGUCCAACCCGGAGAUGCUGUCCCAGAUCAUGGAGAACCCGCUGGUGCAGAACAUGAUGUCCAACCCGGACCUGAUGCGCCAGAUGAUCAUGGCCAACCCCCAGAUGCAGCAGCUGAUGGAGCGCAACCCGGAGAUCAGCCACAUGCUCAACAACCCUGAGCUCAUGAGGCAGACGAUGGAACUGGCGCGGAACCCGGCGAUGAUGCAGGAGAUGAUGAGGAACCAGGACCGGGCGCUCAGCAACCUGGAGAGCAUCCCAGGCGGGUACAACGCCCUGCGCAGGAUGUACACGGACAUCCAGGAGCCCAUGUUCAGCGCUGCCCGGGAGCAGUUCGGAAAUAACCCUUUCUCCGCGCUCAGCGGGAGCUCGGACAGCUCGGGGGUGCAGCCUUCCAGGACGGAGAACCGGGAGCCUCUGCCGAACCCCUGGGGCCCCCCCAGCACCGCGGCCCCCACCUCGACCACCGAGACCGGGGGCGGCAGCAGCAGCAGCAGCAGCUCCGCCGCUUCAACCCAGGGGGGCAGCACCCCCAGUAUAUCCAACCCCCUGGGCAUCAGUGCCGCCAACCUGGGCAACGGCAUGUUCAACAGUCCCGGCAUGCAGAGCCUCUUGCAGCAGAUCUCGGAAAACCCCCAGCUCAUGCAGAACAUGCUGUCCGCGCCCUACAUGCGCAGUAUGAUGCAGUCCUUGGCACAGAACCCUGACAUUGCAGCGCAGGUUAUGAUGAACAACCCUCUCUUCGCUGGCAAUCCUCAGCUGCAGGAGCAGUUAAGACACCAGCUGCCCGUGUUUCUGCAGCAGAUGCAGAAUCCCGAGGCGCUGUCGGUGAUGACGAACCCUCGGGCCAUGCAGGCGCUGCUCCAGAUCCAGCAGGGGCUGCAGACGCUGCAGACGGAGGCUCCAGGCCUCAUGCCCAGCCUGACGCCUGGGGGAUUCCCAGUUUCCCCACUCUCCGCUGGGGGGACAGGGCCCCCGGAGAACCCCGCCCCCUCGGGGGGCGGGCCCAGCCAAGGCCCCACCCCCGUGACCGGGCCCACAGGAAGCAGCUCCGCCCAGCAGCAGCUCAUGCAGCAGAUGUUGCAGAUGUUCGCAGGAGGAAGUGCACAGAGCCAGACCCCGGAGGUGCGGUUUCAGCAGCAGCUGGAGCAGCUCAGCGCCAUGGGCUUCAUCAACCGGGAGGCCAACCUGCAGGCCCUGAUCGCCACCGGGGGAGACAUCAACGCCGCCAUCGAGAGACUGCUGGGCUCCCAGCCCUCCUAAACGCAGGAUCCUGCGCUCGAGGGAGGAGGGGAGGGGAGGGGUGGAGAGAGGGGAACCUCUAGGAACACAACACAUUUAACACAACUCAACACGGCACGCCUGUGCCCAUCUGCAUUCAGGGGGUUGGGGGAGGGGAGAGAUGUUUCCACUUGCACUCCUGUUGUUUCUCGCAACGUUGAACGGAGGUCUUUCUGCUGGGGAGACACAUGAUCCAGCUAGCCUGCCUACGAGACUAAUUCCACUUUCUCACUGGGUUUGACUGGGGGGUGGGGGAUGGGGGUGGGUAAUGUGUGUGUGUGUGUGCGCCCCCCUCACACGGAUGCAUACUGUGGCUGUGGUGGGGGUGGGGGGUGUCUGUACAUCAUUAGACCCAUCCCGUGUUCUCCACUCAAUACAGAGGGGCAUCCUGGGAGGAAAGAAAUAACAGGAAAGGAGUCCCAUACAUUCAGGUUUAUAGCCGGUUGACCCCCUGAGAUCAUGAACGGUUCUUCCUCAUCUGGAAAACCCAAGUCCGGGCAGCAGUGGCAGGAGGACAAAGCUCUUGCGAUUGUCAGUUUCUUAAACGCUUUCCGGAAUAUAUGGUGUUGGAUCAUCAAAAUGAAUCGGGGGGGUUUCGGGGGUUCUUCUGAAAGCUGGAAGAGUUUUAAGGUUUUCCAUUGAUUAUUUCAUGCCUGCUUCAUGUGACUAUUUAUUGUAAUUUGCUAUAGAAUUUCCCUCAGCCUCCUCUUCCUAGCACUUUAUUACUAAUCGGUUAGAAUCUGCAAACGUCCCGCCGCAUUCCAGUCUAGAGUUCAGGAUCACUGAGGGUGUUCCACUUUCCUCUGGUUAUAUUUGCAUUUUACGAUUUGUAGAGCCUGUGUACGUGGCUGUAACAUGCAGAUUUUCGGUUUCUCUUUGAACCCUCCCCUGCUUUACUGGUGGAAAUCUGGUAGAAGCUUGGCUCAGCAUUUUCUUUUUCACAUCAGUGCUCCAGUACAUCUGUCCCGUGGACACGCAGAACUUUAAUUUUUAAUAUACUAAAAUAAAAGAGACUGGUCGCUACGCUCUCAAUCUGAUAGUGUUCAAGUUCUUACUCGAAAAGGUCUCCCGACUUUUGGACAGUUUCUGUUUUAACAUUAGCGUUUGCUGAAUCUUUUCUCUUCCUUCACAGUUCCACUUUCAAGUCUCGAGCCCCACUUGUGUGCCGGAUGGUUGGAAAGACUUUGACUAUAAUGUUUUUCCUUCAUCAGAGGGAACCAGGUGUAGAUUACAGUGGCUGAUUAACCAGCACCUAGAAGGCAGAGAGCCUUUUACAGCUGAUGAAGAUGAAGUGCUUGGUCAGGCUGAAUUCUUGACUUGGUGCUGACCGUGUCCAGUGCUGACUUACGAGAGGUCAUCUAAUUCCUGGCCAUCACAUUUCCCUUUUGCCUUGUGGUCUCUGCUAUAGCUGAGUUCCCAUCUGAUGCACAGACACAUGAUUGAACUGGGCAGCUUGUUUAAUGAAAUGUUUAGAAAAUUCCAGGUCAUUUACAGUACAUGAAAAGGAUGAGUAGAGAAUUUGAAACCCGGCUUCUUCAGAAGUUGGGAAGCAAUCUGAAAGAUGUAACUAAUAAUGAUAAAGUGAAAACCAGCAGACGUUGAUCAGUGGAAGACAUUCUUUAAUGUUUUCUCAUCUGAUGCGUCCAGGUCUUUCCAUGUGUACAUCCUGUAAGAUGAAGCCAACGUAAUUAUUCCUUAGGGUUAGUACUCUUUCAUGGAUUAAUCAGUAACACUGUCCUUUUUCCUGCUGCAUGGAUCGGUUAUAUAAGAUUUAAUUAAAAAUCGCACCAAAAUCACGUUUUUCAGCUGAAUAGUAACUUGGUUUUUCAUGCUUCUUCAGAGAGACUCUUUAAAUUAAGUGCAUUAACCGUAAUUUUCUUUCAAAUCUGACUUUCUGGAAGUUUUUGGUUGUGAAUUCAUCCACAUCCAUCUUAGCUGGCACAUUAGAUUUAAAGAUGGACCUGGGGGGAGGGCGGGGGGACAGGGGAGUGACUCGAGGUCAAAGAUGGGUGGCAGGUUCUAUCUCAACCUCAGAAAUCCUUCUGGCAAAAUGAUUUUUCAAGCGAUGGAGGCUUCUGUUUUCAGAUGUGUGCAGUUUGAAAGAAA
Molecule: messenger RNA, 4012 nt
Organism: Lepisosteus oculatus (spotted gar)
Lineage: Eukaryota; Metazoa; Chordata; Actinopteri; Semionotiformes; Lepisosteidae
Gene: ubqln4
Product: ubiquilin 4
Biological process (GO): ubiquitin-dependent protein catabolic process
Cellular component (GO): cytosol
Molecular function (GO): polyubiquitin modification-dependent protein binding
Source: RefSeq, a predicted model, not a curated record